Messenger RNA from Anopheles cruzii, 571 nucleotides. RefSeq names its product thioredoxin-like protein 4A (gene Dim1). The record is from RefSeq and is a predicted model, not a curated record. The coding region runs from base 88 to 516 and encodes 142 amino acids. Gene Ontology annotation, cellular component: U5 snRNP; spliceosomal complex; U4/U6 x U5 tri-snRNP complex. NCBI's taxonomy places the organism in Eukaryota, Metazoa, Arthropoda, Insecta, Diptera, Culicidae. The transcript has 2 exons. Gene Ontology annotation, biological process: mRNA splicing, via spliceosome.
GGCAACAAUUUCUUUUAUUUUGCCGUGCUUCAGCAACAAUAAAGUGUAGAUACUGUUACUGAUACGUAAUACAAUCAACGGUGCACCAUGUCGUAUAUGUUAGCACAUUUACACAACGGCUGGCAGGUGGACCAAGCCAUACUUUCCGAGGAGGACCGUGUAGUGGUCAUUCGCUUCGGUCACGAUUGGGAUCCCACGUGUAUGAAGAUGGACGAGGUGCUCUAUAGCAUCGCGGAGAAAGUGAAAAACUUUGCCGUCAUCUAUCUGGUGGACAUUACGGCGGUGCCAGAUUUCAACAAAAUGUACGAACUGUACGAUCCGUGCACGGUGAUGUUCUUCUUCCGGAACAAGCACAUCAUGAUCGAUUUGGGCACCGGAAACAACAACAAAAUCAACUGGCCACUCGAGGACAAGCAGGAGAUGAUCGACAUCGUGGAAACGGUGUACCGGGGGGCCCGCAAGGGCCGCGGUUUAGUGGUUUCGCCAAAGGAUUAUUCGACCAAAUACCGGUAUUAGUGUGGAUAUCCAGUGUUCUCGGGGAAAAGUGGAUUGAUUAAAAUAAUUAAAAUAA